AGGCCCACCAUUGUGUGGAGAUGAGAGGGCUGGGUGGGGUUGGAGAGCUAGCGAUAUGAAUGCCUCCAGUCCUCGGAGAUCCACACUUGACCUGUGGGUGGAGGACAAGAAGCCUUCAAUAUGGUCGUCCUGUCUGUACGCAGGACGAGCCUCCACGUGUGAAGGACUGGGGAGUGAGCAGAGCGUCUCACCAGGGGCGCACCGGAGCUGGGAGAGCCCUGAAGGGACACCUGAGCCCCUGAACAGACACCUGCCUGAAGUAAGAGGAGCUCAUGGGAGUCAGUGGAACACCAGACAACAACCUGCCGUCGCUCCUCCUCUCCUCGCAACCGGCUCUCAUCCAUCCCCCCCCUCCAUCUCCUCCUCCUCCUCCUCCUCCUCCUCCUCCAUCCUCUCUCAUUUUGAUCCCAUCCCUCACUCCCUGCACCAGAGAGGGAGAGCGUGCACUGAGAGAAGAGUCUGGGAGGUAUCCAAGACAUAGGCACUGAGGAAAGUCAAAGAGUAGAAGACGGAAAGAGAGCGAAGAAUCAUCAGCGAUGGCGCUCACAACCUUCUCCUGGUGUCUCGGUGCAGCUCUGGCGCUGCUCUGGGGCCCUUGGUGGCCCCAGGUGCACUCAGCUCUGGCACCUGAGAACGAAGUGCCGCUUCGCCCGACUACAUGGCUACCGGAGGGGAAGAUCACCUCUGUAACGCUCCCUAAAGGACGAACCCGCAGGUUGUACUUCAUGCUGAAGAAGAAAGCUCCAGCGAUGUCGGUGACCGUCAGCCCCUGCGACCUCCCCAUCGAGUGGAGCUUGGCUGCUCGCACCCUCAAGGACAAACCGCUCAAAAGCCUGCAGUGGAGCACCAAGAAGAGCGUGCCAGAGGUGUGGUGGCGAGGUCCUGCGACUGAGGAGAAAAUACACAGCUUCGCCGGCAAUGCGGUGGAUACCUACCGAGGUCCUUCCUAUCCUCCUGCCUCCAUCUACAUCCUGAGGCUGCGCUCCAAACAGCAGAACACCAGAGCUACAGUGUUCCUCCAUGAAGGCCUGGGACCCUCAGGCGUCUUCCCUCUGCUCCCAGCCGACCCGCGAGUUCACACAUUAGGUGUCGGAAUGACCAGUGUCACCCUCAGCUGGGCGCCCAGUGCCUCCAUAACGGGCCUCCCAGACACACAGAACAACCACGACUACUGCGUCCUCGUCAACUCUCGGCAAAACUACGGCAGCCUUUGUGCUGCGCAGCAGAGCAUGAGGAAGGAGAAUGACCAGAAGCAAGAAAAGAAGGAGAAAAAGAGGAGAGUGACUGUGUGGCCGAUUUUAAAAGAGUGGUGGUGGCAGCAGUGGGACAGUUUUCCUGGACCCCAGACUUCUUCGCCUUCCUCCCUCACUGAUGAGUUUGCUGAUCUUCAGUGUGCAUGUGAGGGGACAGAGAGUGUCUGCACCGUUUCUGACCUUCUCCCUGACACCCAGUAUUACUUUGAUGUCUUUGUGAUCGACAGGCUGAAUGGGACUAGUUCAGCCUACAAGGGGACUUUUGCUCGGACACAUGAGGAGGCUCGACCUGCGAUCACCACACUUCGAGAAGGAGAGCUGAGAUGGGUGACCUUCCAUGACAGAGGCUCUAAAUCAGAGCAGUUCUUCAGUUUCCGUCCUCGUGGUUGGCAGCAGAGUGGCCUCCUCACCUUGCAGAGCUGCGGUGGAGAUGAAAAAGUCAGGGUUACUGUGUCGAGUAAAGGUCAGGUUUUGACCUCUCAAGCUGUAGGAGGGGAUUUAGUCCACAUAUGGCUCCAGGGAAGUCCUUCAUAUCUCAUCCACUUGGAGCGAGAAGGAAUUACCUCCGGGCAGAUCCCUGCUGCUGGAGACCCAGCGCUCCCAGGAGGUCUGAUGGCUUCAGUCAAAAUGCAGACGUCAUCCUCCUACCACCGCAGAGGAGUCCCAUCUCUGCCCUCCACCUUGCAGAUAAAGUCCUUCAACCGGUUACGUGGUUGCAACAGCGUCACCCUCGCCUGGAUGGGCACAGAGGAGAGAAGUCUGUACUGUGUGUACCGCAGACAGCUUGGAAACCGCGAAGCAGAGUCCACAGCCCUGACUGCACCCUGUCUGGGGCCGGAGUCCCGCUCCGACACCGAGAGGGUUCUCUGCAAGUAUUUCCAGGAGCUGAAUCCUCGACGGGCCGUCACUACAGCUGUGAUCGGGGGCCUGGAGCCAGGAAUGGCCUAUGUGUUUGAUGUCUAUCUAAUGAGACGCUGGGGGAUCCCUGUCAAGUACGCCAGCAAGAUGGUGAAGACUAGAAAGGAAUGCUGAGCUGCCGCCCCCUACAGGAGGUUUUGAAACUGUCCCAAAUUAGGGGAAAAUGCAUCAGCCAUGGACAUGCUGUAAAGACUGACCAAGAGAACGAAGCCAUUUGACUGCUGUGGAGAGACUGUUACCAUAACGAGGACAUAUUCCCUCUGGAGGAGCGAUGGUUGUCUUCAAACUCCACUUACGCAGUCAGUGCAAGUGGAUGGGAAGCGUAUGAGAAAGAUGUGUGCACCAGCAAAAGUUCAUAACAUUUACAAUACAACUCUUGUGCUUUUCGUCAUUUUGUUUUUUCGUUGUUGAUCAUGAUAAUGAUGUGCCAGUUGUCCAAGUGCUUAUUUUGUAUCUGAGUACAAAGGACAGACGAGGUUUGUGAUGACAGAGAGUCAAUACAACAACAACAACAGACUGUGCCAAAUAUGCAACAGAAGCAGAUGGGGCAAUAAUGAGAUAACAUCUGAGACAGGAUGGCUUUGCAGUGUACAUCUCCAGUGCUGCAUAUUGUACAGGCUUAGAAACACAGAUGGGUGCAAUCUAAAGAUGCUAAGUUCAAAGUCAGUGUGUAUCUUUGUGUUCUGCUUUCGCAUGAAGCAGUGAAAAAAACUUAGUGACUUGCCUCAUUGUCUUUGAUGUAUUCUUGUGCUGCUUCAAACUCACCAAUAAAUACUAGGGUAUCUGGA
This is a messenger RNA of Amphiprion ocellaris (clown anemonefish), 2959 nucleotides long. RefSeq names its product neuron-derived neurotrophic factor, like (gene ndnfl). Gene Ontology annotation, molecular function: protein binding. Bases 537 to 2285 code for a protein of 582 amino acids. The transcript is spliced from 5 exons. NCBI's taxonomy places the organism in Eukaryota, Metazoa, Chordata, Actinopteri, Pomacentridae. The record is from RefSeq and is a predicted model, not a curated record. Gene Ontology annotation, biological process: extracellular matrix organization.